Messenger RNA from Toxorhynchites rutilus septentrionalis, 1277 nucleotides. Its product is annotated as putative nuclease HARBI1. The transcript is spliced from 4 exons. NCBI's taxonomy places the organism in Eukaryota, Metazoa, Arthropoda, Insecta, Diptera, Culicidae. The record is from RefSeq and is a predicted model, not a curated record. The coding region runs from base 74 to 1168 and encodes 364 amino acids.
UUAUUGUCGUUGUUGUUGUUUUACUAAGUUGUUUUCCCGUAUCUAUUUGAAAUUGGUUUUAUUUCUUUUCGAUAUGAUUUCCUUUGAUUUUUGGUUGAGUGAUGACGAGAGUGAUAACGAAAACAACGCUACACUUGUGCGACUGGAACGGCGGAAAUUAAGAGACAAAAGUAAUCCUCUUGAAAUACCACAUGAUGCGUUUGUAAAAUAUUUCCGCGUCUCGAAAGAUCUCUUCAGGCAUCUGCUCAACAUAGUUGAGGGCAAACUAGGAGUGACUUCUGGAUCUUCAUCGGUGCUUCCAAUAACAAAGCUAUCAGCAGCAUUGAGAUUCUUUGCUAAAGGUGGUUAUCAGAAGGGCGUAGGAAAUGAUUUGUUUGCAGGAAUGGCACAACCUACACUAUCGAACGCUUUAUCGUCGAUAAUUGCCGUUUUAGAACGUGAAGUUUGUCCGACUGCCAUACAGUUUCCUAUGAAUGAGGAGGAAAUAAAUGCAAUCAAACUUGCUUUCUACGAGAAAACCGGAUUCCCAGGUGUAAUAGGAUGUGUAGACGGAACACACAUUCGGAUUAUUUCCCCUAGUGCUGAUUUGCAGCAUCUUUAUUAUAACAGGAAAGGAUUUCACAGUUUGAACGUCAUGCUGGUCUGUGAUCAUAAGCACAUGAUUCGUUACGUGGAUGCCAACAACCCAGGCUCUAACCAUGAUUCGUUCAUCUGGAAUAAAAGUCCUUUAGAUGCCAUGCUUAAUGAGAGGUUCCAAAAUGGCGAAAGAAAUACGUGGCUUUUAGGAGAUGCAGGGUAUCCUUUGAAACCUUACUUAGUGACACCCUUUCGCACUUCUAUCAGCACACCAAGUUCACAAAGGCAAACUAAGUUUAAUGAGAUGCAUUCGAAAACAAGGAUGAUUGUAGAGAGAACCAUCGGAGUGCUGAAAAACGUUUUUCGAUGCACUUUAGGCGCUCGUCAGCUGCACUACAAGCCAGAGAAAGCAGCCCGAAUUGUGAACGUGUGUUGUGCUUUACACAAUCUUCGACUGCAAUUCAAUGUACCGAUUGAUGAACAAAAUUGGCUGCCGAUAGUAAAUAAUGAAGUCAUCGAUGCCACGCCAAGUGAUGCAGUUAACUUAUCAGCCAAUGACAUUCGGCAACAAAUAAUGAACUCAAUCGCUUAAAAUUAUUAUAGCUUUUUAAAAAUUGACUUUUGUUUUAAGUUAAGACAACCAACUUUGUAAACUUGUUUUACUGCAUAUUUUUACUUGUUUCUGUAGCUACGAAGACAUA